AUGAAAAUUAUGCUAAACAAGCCUCACUCAGGAGAGGAGCAGGCAGACUUCAUCUCAACGUUCGGCUUCAUUCAGCCACAGAAUACGAUGAGUGGGCCAGUGGGCAAUGCAGUGCACAAAGAAUGGUCACAAGCCGAGGAACCUCCACCUACUACUGUAGAUGGCAUUAGCCGAAGAACUUGCACCUACUAGAGAGCGCGCUGGCAAAGAUUGAGGUCCCACGAGCCGCACACGACCCAAACCGCUGCCGUGAAUCAAUGAGAACUCAGAGGAGUCGACUGGGCCAGGGUCGGCUUGUUUCCGUAAGGAAACCCACAUGUUCGCGGUUGGUUAUCGAGGUAUUCCGCAGGUAAUCGCUGCUCACUCACAAGAGCCCCCCUUCGGCGCUUCGCAAUGGACCGCUCAGUCAGGUGGGAUUUCGCAACCGAUUUUCGUAUUCGGGACUGGUACAUGGACUACGCGAUAUCAUGUCGACAUAUCUAUUUCGCAAUACUAACGAUCAUAUCCUAAUGAAAAUCAACAAUUAUCUCCAGUUCAGGGAUAGGAAUACAUUCAGAAGCAGCUCGGGUAGCCCGGAGAUCUGUCCCGCUGUCAGUAUGCGCCUGCCCUUCUAUACGACUCUACCGCGGCGCCAACGAUAUCCAACACCAACCUCGCAGAUGACUGAAUAAGGACCAAGACAACGUUUAACGUUCUUACACUUCAUCGUGUCUACACUACAGACAACUAGGUCGAGCCUGAUACGGACUACAGUGAGAAAACCCUGCUGUUGGUGCCAAGUUGGCAACCUCACCGUCGCGAAUAGGUAGAGCUGCGACAGGAAACUCUCGCCAAU
This is a messenger RNA of Ectocarpus siliculosus, 835 nucleotides long. The record is from the annotation of a GenBank genome assembly. NCBI's taxonomy places the organism in Eukaryota, Phaeophyceae, Ectocarpales, Ectocarpaceae.